This is a messenger RNA of Tarenaya hassleriana, 4574 nucleotides long. RefSeq names its product ATP-dependent DNA helicase mph1. The transcript has 23 exons. The record is from RefSeq and is a predicted model, not a curated record. Gene Ontology annotation, biological process: double-strand break repair via synthesis-dependent strand annealing; interstrand cross-link repair; replication fork reversal. The coding region runs from base 223 to 4488 and encodes 1421 amino acids. Gene Ontology annotation, molecular function: 3'-5' DNA helicase activity; ATP binding; four-way junction DNA binding. NCBI's taxonomy places the organism in Eukaryota, Viridiplantae, Streptophyta, Magnoliopsida, Brassicales, Cleomaceae.
AGCUUCUUUUUCCAAGAUUUGCCCGCCAAUCUUCGGCGUCUCUCUCCCUCUCUCCCUCUCUCCCUCUCUCCGGUGAGGGUUCCUGCGACAGAACACCGUCAUAGUCACUCAGUUUAUGACGGCGGUGUCGAAUAUCUGUGGGGAAAUCGUGACAUAGAAAGACUCCGGAUGAUGGGUCGAGUUCAGAAUAGAUCCCGGGAAAGGAUAAAGUGAUUUGCCGAUAUGGGUUCCGAGGUUCCGAUAGAAAUUGUCGAAGAAGCAGACGAGUUCGAUUGGGAAGCUGCGGUGAGAGAAAUCGACUUGGCUUGUCAGAAGAACACCUCAAAUGCUUCUUGUUCUGUUCCUCAUCCGUCUUCAUUUCUUUCUUCAUCGUCCCAUUUCGUUUCCACCACCGAUGCUUCUGUUAGGAAGAACAAUCUGGGCGGUCCUGCAUUCGGCAGUGGCAAUAAACCUGUGGCUACUAAACAGUCUACGCUCGAUAGGUUUAUUGGAAGGACUACGGGCAUACCUCCACCGGGCAAUCGAAUAGUUUCAAAUCCGCAAGUAAAUGAAUUUUUUGUGGACGACGAUGAUAAGAAUCCUCGCGUCGAUAUUGAUCCAGAGGCAGCUAAAACUUGGAUUUAUCCAGUGAACGUUCCUCAUCGAGAUUAUCAAUUCUCAAUAACUAAGACUGCUUUGUUUUCAAACACAUUGGUGGCGUUGCCGACAGGGCUCGGUAAAACACUUAUAGCUGCUGUCGUCAUGUACAAUUACUUUAGAUGGUUUCCAGAAGGUAAAAUUGUCUUUGCAGCGCCUUCUCGGCCACUCGUCAUGCAGCAGAUUGAGGCAUGCCAUAAUGUUGUGGGUAUACCCCAAGAGUGGACAAUUGACAUGACAGGUCAGACAAGUCCUGCCAAGAGGGCCUGCUUGUGGAAAAACAAACGGGUUUUCUUUGUCACUCCACAAGUUCUCGAGAAAGAUAUACAAUCAGGCUCAUGUCAUGUGAACUACUUGGUUUGCUUGGUAAUUGACGAGGCUCAUCGAGCAUCAGGGAAUUAUUCAUACUGUGUUGUAGUUCGUGAGCUGAUGCUCUUUAAUCUUCAGUUGAUGGCAGUACCGGUGAAGUUGAGAAUACUGGCUCUCAGUGCAACUCCUGGGUCAAAGACACAGGCCAUCCAAGGUAUCAUUGACAGUUUGCAGAUAUCCACACUCGAAUAUCGAAAUGAGAGUGACCAUGAUGUUAGCCCUUACGUUCACAACAGAAAAGUGGAACUAAUUGAGGUUCCCUUGGGUCGAGAUGCUGAUGAGAUAAAUAAACGCCUGCUAGAUGUUAUACGUCCUUAUGCAGCCAGGCUCAGUUCGUUUGGACUUAUUCAAAACAGAGAUUAUCAAACUUUUAGUCCGUGCGAUUUACUUACUGCAAGGGAUAAAUUUCGCCAAGCACCUCCUACAGGCCUUCCCCAUGUAAAUCACGGAGAUGUUGAAGCUUGCUUUGCAGCUCUUAUUACUCUGUAUCACGUACGUAAGCUCCUUUCGAGUCAUGGAAUAAGGCCAGCAUAUGAGAUGCUAGAAGAGAAGUUACAGCAAGGGCCAUUUGCUAGGCUGAUGAGUAAAAAUGAAGACAUUAGGAAAGCAAAGCUUUUGAUGCAACAGAGCAUGUCAAAUGGGGCACCAAGCCCCAAAUUGUCGAAGAUGUUAGAAGUGCUAGUUGAUCAUUUCAAAAUGACGGAUCCAAAGUCAUCAAGGGUCAUUGUUUUCUCAAAUUUCAGAGGAAGUGUUAGAGACAUAAUGAGCGCACUAGAUAAUAUUGGAGAUGUGGUUAAAGCAACCGAGUUUAUUGGUCAAAGUUCAGGCAAGACAUUGAAAGGGCAGUCCCAAAAAGUUCAGCAGGCAGUUCUGGAGAAAUUCAGAGCUGGUGGGUUCAACGUCAUUGUUGCGACAUCUAUUGGUGAAGAAGGCCUAGACAUAAUGGAAGUUGAUCUAGUUAUAUGUUUUGAUGCUAAUGUUUCGCCAUUGAGGAUGAUUCAACGCAUGGGAAGAACUGGAAGGAAGCACGAUGGACGAGUUGAUAUCCUUAAACGAUUUUUUUUGUCAACAUGUCAUUUGAUUUAUGCAUAUGUUCUCGAUCAUUUCACCAUCUUAUUUCCAGUGAAAAUUAUGUUGGAGCACAUUGUUAUGCAAUUCCUUGACAAGCCUUUACUAGUUCUCGCUUGUGAAGGGUCAGAAAUAAAGGCAUAUACGAGAAAGCAAGCAAAUGGUCGGUCUAUAAAAAAGCACAUGCGAAAUGGAGGAAUGAAUAGCUUUGAUUUUCAUCCAAGUCCGAGGAUGAUUCCCCAUGUUUUCAAACCAGAAGUCCAGUUUGUUGAGCUUUCAAUCAAACAAUUUGUUCCUCGUGGAAAGAAGCUGCAAGAAGAUGUUGGCACCACCUCUGAGACUCCUGCUUUCCAGAAAAAACUUACACCUGCGGAGACGAAUCUGCUUGCCAAGUAUUUCAACCAAGAUGGAGGAAGCACGCGGAGACCGUCGUUGAUUGCAUUCCCUCACUUCCAAGCAUUGCCUUCCAAAGUGCACAAUGUAAUGCAUUCACAUAGGACAGGAAUGUUGAUUGAUGCCAUGCAGUGCUUGCAGGAUGCAACAUUUUCUGAACAGAACAAAAGCUUCUUCACUGAGUUGCAGGAUGAAGCCCCUUUGAGCAACAAAGAUGGGUUUGAUGCAGCCUUGCAAGUCGGUGAUGGCACAAAAGAUUUGCCAUUUUUUGACGAUUCGCUAGACAACACAUCACAAACAAAAGCUAAGGACCCUGCAGCAUCUCCCACAAGCACUUUAGUGACCGCUGAGAAAGAUUAUGAAGAAUCUUUACCAACACAUCAAUAUCUUUUCGGCUCAGAAUGUGUAUCCGUCGAUAAUCUGGGGAAGGUCUUUGUUAUGCCUGUUCCCGUUUCACUGUCUGCUUAUGUGCCAUGUUCGAAGUGUACUGCUUUGACUAAAACAGGACAUUCUGGCCUCAAUGCAUCCGACAUUGAUCUUAUUAUGAAAGCUUCUCAGGCCAGAAACCUUGACAUUUCACACGACUUUAAACAAGGAGAAUCGCCAAAUUGGGUCAUUCCGGUACAAGAGGCUCAAAUUUUAGAGAAUGAUCUUUCAGAGGAUGAAGGCAGAAGAGAGGAGAUUGAUGAUGACAAAAUCUUGAUAUUAUCGGAUAAAGAUGAUUUUGACGAAGAGGAGCUUAGUCCGAGGCUGACUAACUUUAUCAAGAGUGGUGUUGUUCCUGAUUCACCCGUCUAUGAUCAAGGGGCUACGAAAGAAAACAACAUAGAAGAGGAAGAGGAACUUGAUCCUCCAGAGCUGUCUUCACCUGUCGGGUUUAAUAGUGAUUUGGCACAAGAGCCUUCUAAAUCAAAGAGAAGGAAUGAAGAAGGUGGGGAGUCUCACUAUACGUCUGGGAGCAAUGAAUUGAAAACUCCCCAGAUGAAGAAAGAUUUGGCAAGUGAAAGAAGGAACUGCUUCAUGGUUUCUCCCGUUCCGGGGGAAUGGAGAACUCCCUUGGCAGAUAUCACAAGCAGCAAUGCUAGCAAGGAUUGGCGGUUAAGUUCUGGAGAAAAAUCAGAAAUCACCAGGCAGCCUCGCAAGUUAAAGAGAUUGCGUAAGCUUGGAGAUUGCGCAGCAACUUUGAAAGAGAACGGCUCUGGUAUGGCAGAAGUGAAUCAUGCAAGAUCUCGUCCUCACACUAGUUUUCGUGGAAAAAAGCAUGUCGGAGGCAAAAAGAACUGCUUAGACGCCAAUGUCAGAGUCUUCAUCGAUGAGGAAGCCGAGGUUUCUUCAGAAGCCGAAAUGUCGGCUGAUGAGAAGGAUGAUGUGGCUGAUAACUCGUACGAAGAUAGUUUCAUAGAUGAUAGAACAAACCCUACGUCUAGUACUCAAGCUAACUCUGGCAAAGUUGACAUGAUGGCCAUUUACAGACGUUCUUUGCUCAGCCAAUCACCACUUCCAAGGAGGCUAUUCGAUUUACCCUCAUCAAGCCCGAGUCCCGUCUCUGUUGGGCCCUUGACGAUAAUAAACGAGAACCAAAGCUCUUCAGACAGAUCACUGUCUUCUUUAAGGACCCCGAGAACAAAUUCAGAACCUUCGGACAUAAACCUGAACAUGACAAGCAAAGGAGAUGAUGUUUCGGGGGAACAUGACACGACAGCAACAGAGACUCGAAAGAGGAAAUUCGGCUUACAUAAUAACACGGGAAACGUCCCGAUGAUCAAUCUAGAGGACAAGUUUGCUUCACUGGAACACUCUGAGACAGUUAGAGACAAUGCCGAUGCAUUGGAAAAUGGUGACGAUGAUGAUGAUGCAUUCUAUGAGACAUUGGAUUUCGAUGCGGUGGAAGCACAGGCCACGCUGCUAUUGAAACAGAGGUCAGAGGCAGAGGCAGAGGCCGAAGCCACUGUUUUACGUUCGCAUUUGCGUUGUAAUGAUGUGGAGAAGGAUAAGCCUUCUUUUGAUCUGGGAUUCUGGUGAUUCUUUGUGGCUAAGAAAGAUGGUUUAAGUUAUUUUGUAAAGAGUGACAAGAUGGUAACGUAGUGUGUAAGGUAGGGUUUUUUUCA